Messenger RNA from Rhizophagus irregularis DAOM 181602=DAOM 197198, 300 nucleotides. RefSeq names its product Pre-mRNA-processing-splicing factor 8. Gene Ontology annotation, biological process: mRNA splicing, via spliceosome; spliceosomal tri-snRNP complex assembly. The record is from RefSeq and is a predicted model, not a curated record. Lineage: Eukaryota; Fungi; Glomeromycota; Glomeromycetes; Glomerales; Glomeraceae. Gene Ontology annotation, cellular component: catalytic step 2 spliceosome; U5 snRNP. Gene Ontology annotation, molecular function: U2 snRNA binding; pre-mRNA intronic binding; U1 snRNA binding.
AUGUUUUAUUUUAGAGAAGCUGUUGUACAUACUCGCAAGCUUUUGGACAUAAUUGUGAAAGCAGAAAAUAAGAUUCAAACUAGAUUUAAAAUUGGUCUCAACAGUAAAAUGCCUAGCCAUUUUCCAGUACACGUUUUUUAUUGUCUAAAAGAAUUGGGUGGUUUUGGAAUGUUGUUAAUGAGAUAUGUGCUUAUUCUUCAAUCAGAUCUACGCUGGAGUAAACAAACAGAAAUACAGAUUACGCAUUUUUGUGCAGGAAUAUUACACGAAGAAGAUCAAUUGAUUCCUAAUCUUUUUUAA